AUGUCAUCACCCCCUGAUACACAGGGCAACGGCCAGGCAUCGUCGAGUGCAUGGACCGAACCGCCGUGGUCGGGGUGGAUAGAGACAACUGGAGAUGCUCUCCUUAUCCUCGAAGCCGCACGUCGGGGCCUUAUCCCUCGUGUCACCCGUCGCUUAGUUGACUCUGAGCGGAAGAUGAUCACCUCCGGCUCCGUGUUCGUUUUCGAUGAGGACGAGAGCGGCAUCAAACGAUGGACAGAUGGUUUUUUCUGGAGCCCGUCCAGGAUACUAGGCAACUUCCUGCUGUAUCGCGAGACGGAAAAGAAGGGUACGGGGCACAGAGGUGCUCGUGUGGAAGUGCCUGAUGGACACGAGCAGUUCGGUCCUGAUGGGGGCAAGCUCGAGGGCCAAACGCUUAGCAGGCCAAGGGGCGAAGCAAGCCGGCUUGGAAUUGACCGACAUCGGGAGCGGAGCUUGGUCGGUAGCUUGACGAAUAGCUACAAGUUUAAGUCUGGUGGAAUGAUGAAGAAGACAUUUUCGUUGACGAUCAACGGAGUUUCACAACACCUGAUCUCUUAUUACAAAAUCGAAGACGUUGAAGAUGGGCGUCUGAGAUCACCUUCAUCAUAUCCUGAACUCGCCUCGCUAGACAUCAGCCCGGAGUACCUCGAUAAAACACAUUUCCGAAAUCCACCCAAAGUUGAGAUUGGCAUGGACGGACUCCCACGAUAUCGCGGCGAAGCGGAUGAUGUCGAGCCAUCACCCCACGUCCUCACGACCCCCACUGGCAUCCCUAUUCUCAGUGCGCCGACGGACAUUGGUGGUGUGUCAGGGGGCAAGCGCCCAAAACGAUUCGAUCCAUACGCAGGCACAAAGCGAUCCCGGAAGGGCAAGAGCACUCAGGCCCAGAUAGCGUCGCCGACGGAGCCAGGGUAUAGUGUGGGACAGACAGGGUAUGCAGACCCCAAUCUUAUGAUUCAACACCACUAUCCGUAUGGGAUGCCGCCACCGCACCCGUACUAUCAGAUGGGAUACAACAUGAGCCAGCAUACAAUGUACCCGGCAGGUCCCUAUGCUCCGCCGCCUGCGGUGUCCCCUCCCGUGGUUCCGGAAUCUCCCACAUCACCUGUCUCACAACAAACAGGCUCACCCACAUCCCCGACCGGAGCUUCUGUGCAAGGGUAUCCAGCGUAUAUGUCGCCGCCAACGGGAGAUGUGUCCCAACAGGCUUUCUAUGGGUAUUACCCACCGCCUCCACCGGGAUACUCCUCGUAUUGGCCGCCGUACGCAGGAUAUGCCCCACCACAGAUGGUGUCUUCCGUGUUGCCGGUCGAAGGUAUGGUCGCCGAUGUCAUAGUAACGGAGGUGGAGCACAAGGGGAUGGACGAGAAUGUCGUCCAUGUUGUGGACGGUAGCGGCGGGCUGGCUGCGGUUGAGACGUGAUUUCUUCUCAGGGUUUUGCGGUUUUGCUCUCAGGUUCUCCUCUGUUUAUCUGUACGCCUCCCUCGCGAUACCUCUCUUCUUGUGUGCACACGUUACGCUCUGUUUAUGCCUUUCGUUCGCUCAUUCCGUUCGUCGUGUUGGUCGCUCUGUUUUGUCGUGUGGCAGUCGUUUGUUCCUUGUACUCUACAUCGUAAUGUCCCCUACCCUAUACGUCACAUACUUCCUCGGAUGUUCCACCGUGCACGAAUGCACAUUUUUAUGGAAAUUUGACGCUAAAUCAGGAUC
Heterobasidion irregulare TC 32-1 is the source of this 1707-nucleotide messenger RNA. RefSeq lists its product as uncharacterized. Bases 1 to 1422 code for a protein of 473 amino acids. NCBI's taxonomy places the organism in Eukaryota, Fungi, Basidiomycota, Agaricomycetes, Russulales, Bondarzewiaceae. The record is from RefSeq and is a predicted model, not a curated record. The transcript is spliced from 2 exons. Gene Ontology annotation, molecular function: DNA binding.